Durio zibethinus is the source of this 3933-nucleotide messenger RNA. Lineage: Eukaryota; Viridiplantae; Streptophyta; Magnoliopsida; Malvales; Malvaceae. The record is from RefSeq and is a predicted model, not a curated record.
UGUAAAUCGGGGCGCCUCUUCCUCUUCUCCUCUUAAAAAAAAAAAAAAAUCAAUAAAACAAAAUAAAAUUUCCUCUCUCUUUCAUGUAAUUAUAAAUAUUAAAAUUUCUCAGAUCUUUCUCUUCUUUGAUCUCUCGUUUUUCUUUUCUUUUGUUUUUUUUUCUCUCUCAUUUUCUUUCUGAACAAACAGGAUUUAUGUUUCAGUUUCCUAUUUUCAUUGUGAGGAAAAAUAUUUCACAUUUUAAUACACGAAAAAGGGCAAAAGGAUGUUAGCGGUUUUUUUUUUUCUUCUAAUUGUCAUUGUGAAAAUUCACAGUUUUUGACUUUUGGAAUUGUUAUCAGGUGAAGAAAUGAAUUUGGGCUAUGUUCGUUUCCAAUUUUAGGGAUAGUCUUUUUUUUUUUUUGAAUUUUUGUUUUUAUGAUGAAUUUUGUAAGCCAAAUUAGGGUUUGGUUUUGUUAUUUUUGGUAUAUUUUUUACAAAGUUGUGAUCUUGGGUACAUUAGAAGGCAAAUGAAGUAAGGGGGUUAUUUACAUUAGAAAAAAGAAUCAGGUGUAGAAAAAAAAUGACAGAUUUUCAAGCUUUACAACAAAAACCAGAAUCCGCAAACGAUGCCAGAGCUGAAUUCGAAAGGGGUUUGGAGGAAUUAAUGAGAGGGCAUUUAGAUGAUUGUAUGUCAUUUGCAUCAUGCAGUUCGAAUAGAAAUCCUGAUGAUGAGGAUGAUGAGGGUGAUCAACUUGUUAGGAGGAGGAGAAGGUCUGAUCUUGAAGGUGAUGACUUAGCUGAGUCAUCCGCUGCUAGAAGGCGACAUUCUAGGAUUUUGAGUCGGUGGGCUGCUAGGCAGGCUCAGGAAAUGAUAACGACGAUGGAGAGGAGGAAUAGGGAGUCUGAGUUGAUGGCUUUAGCUGGUUUACAUACUGUUUCGAUGCUUGACUCUUCAUUCUUGAGAGAGUCACAGUCGCCUGUAUCUAGGCGACAAGGGGGGAAUAUUGAGAGGCCUAAUACUCAGGCUUCUUCGAUUUUGCAAAUGUGGAGGGAGUUGGAGGAUGAGCAUUUGUUGAAUAGGGCGCGAGAGAGGGUGAGGGAAAGGUUGAGGCAGCAAAGGAAUGCUGAUAGUAAUACGACAAUGUCUAGUAUGACUUUGUCUGAGAGUCGCGGGAGUGAGAAUCAUGGGAGUGUUGUGGAUGUGAGUGAGAGUGAUAAUGAGUAUGGAACUUGGUCGCAUGAUCAGGGUGUGUCACAGAAUGGUCAUGGAGGUAAUAAUGGAUCUAGUAGGGAGCAGUCUCCUGAUCUUGGUGAAGUCGAGAGGGAGAGGGUGAGACAGAUUGUUCGGGGAUGGAUGGAGAGUGGGAUUAGUGAUCAUUCAUCCAAUCUUACCCAAAGGGCUGGCAGUCCAAGAGCUGAAUGGCUUGGUGAAACAGAGCGUGAGAGAGUUAGAAUUGUCCGGGAGUGGGUGCAAAUGACAAGUCAGCAGCGAGGAGUUCGUGGGGGACGGAGGGAAGAUCCGGCAGCUACAAUUGGUGCACAAGUUGAUCGAGUUCGUGAAGGCUCAGUUGCUGACCAUGAUGAAGGCCAACCAGAGCAUAUUCGGAGGGACUUGCUGAGAUUGCGUGGAAGACAAGCAGUAAUUGACUUACUUGUGAGGAUUGAAAGAGAAAGACAGAGGGAACUUCAAGGCUUGUUGGAGCACCGUGCUGUAUCUGAUUUUGCUCAUCGUAACCGCAUUCAGUCACUACUCAGAGGUAGAUUCUUACGAAAUGAAAGACCUGCUGAAGAGGAGAGACAACCUUCAGUGGCAGCGAGUGAAUUAAGUCAAUUAAGACAACGGCACACCGUAUCUGGUUUGAGGGAAGGUUUCCGCAACAGAUUAGAAACAAUUGUCCGUGGUCAAGCAAGUAGCAAUUCUGAAACCAUAUCUAGCAAUGUCAUCAAUGAUUCUAGAAACGAACUUUCCCACACAAGCAUGUCACCAGACAUCCAACGUGCAAACAAUGAGCAAACACAACCGAGGAGUAUGGAAAGUGACACCGGACGGGUGCCCAAUCAAACAGGAGAUGUGAUUAGCAACAUGGAUGUUGAGAGCAUAAGUUGGCAAGAAAAUGCUAACCAAGGUGGGAAUUGGCGGGAACCAGCAACCAAUAAUGAGAGAGGAAACUGGCAACAGCCAACGUAUACUCAGUUUACUGAAUGGAGAGAGGGCAACACAGAAGAAAUGGAUACAAAUUGGCAAGAAAGUUCAGUUAGUGAGUAUGGCCAAGAAAUUCCUGGAAAUGUAAAUGGAGAAGAAAGUCAUCCACAGGAAGCCCAGAGGGUUUGGCGUGAGGAUGGCUCUCGGGAAGCCGUUGAUAAUUGGUCAGAAGGGCCUUCUGAUCCUCCAAGAGCACGUCGUGCAAUCCCAGUUAGAAGGUUCAAUAGAUUUCAUCCACCUGAAGAUGAUAAUGUGUAUAGUAUGGAACUUAGAGAACUUCUGAGCAGGAGGAGUGUCUCUAAUCUUCUUCGAAGUGGUUUUCGGGAAAGUCUAGACCAAUUAAUACAGUCUUAUGUGCAAAGACAAGGUCGUUCUCCCAUUGAUUGGGAUCUGCAUAGAAACUUGCCAACUGCAGCCUCACCAGAGCGUGAUCAAGAGCAGCAGAGGGAUGAAACAAAUGAUGAUCAGAAUGAUGCUAUUAACAGGCCUUCACUGGUGCUACCUUCUCCUCCGGUGCCACCUCCACAGCCAUUGUGGCAUCAGGAUUUACAUCACACUAGCUGGUCUAGGCACAGCAUGCAUAGAUCAGAAAUUGAAUGGGAGAUGAUUAAUGAUCUAAGAGCUGAUAUGGCAAGACUCCAGCAAGGCAUGAGCCACAUGCAGAGGAUGCUGGAAUCCUGCAUGGAUAUGCAGCUGGAGUUACAACGAUCUGUCAGGCAGGAAGUCUCUGCUGCUCUGAAUCGAUCAGCUGGUGAAAAAGGUUUUAGUGCAGAAACAUCAGAGGAUGGGUCUAAAUGGGGUCAUGUGAGGAAAGGGACUUGCUGUGUUUGUUGUGAUAGCCAUAUCGAUUCACUUUUGUACAGAUGCGGGCACAUGUGCACUUGUUCAAAAUGUGCGAAUGAGUUGGUUCGUGGUGGAGGAAAUGCCCAUUGUGUCGAGCACCUAUUGUGGAGGUAAUCCGUGCAUACUCAAUACUGUAAAGACAUGAAACAACAGAAAAAGAAUUGAACAGAAUGACUGGUAAGGUCUAAGAGAGCCGAAGUCAGUUUGCAGUUCUAUUCUGUAGAGUGUUAAGUUGUUGCCGGUGCUUUUCUGAUUAUAUGUGGAACACUAUGCAGUGUAUAGUUGGAAUAACAAUUGGCAUCAUCGAUUCAUCAUUCAUGCGUUAAUAAAAUGUCGUCCAUAAAUUUUUUUUUUUUUACCUCUCCUCUAUCCUCCCUUCAUGACUAGUUCUGGCAGCCCCCAUUUGAUUAGAUAUGUUCAUCCUCCUAGGGUGAUCAAAUAAGCUUCCCCCGGAAAUCUGCUCUGUGAAUGCUAAAUUAUUGGAGUUUAAACAGUUAGCAGGGAUUGUAAAAUUUGAAACCCAGCGUCGGAAACUUGCACAUGAUUUUAUUUUUGUUUACUAUGAAUGGGUAAGAGGUUUCUAUAAAUGGGUAGUGAAGAGUUGAACUGUCAUAUACCAUUCAACUUUAUUUAAAAAAUAGAGUUACCUAGCUAAAUAAAGUGAAGAAAUUGCAAUGGGUUUCUGUUAUUCAUAGAUUGUACAAUUGUUUGAUGUUUGGAUUCCAAUUCGUAAGGAGAUUGUUAGAUAUUUGGAUUCGAAUUCAUUAAAAGGUUAGGAUGUGAGAAGGUAAAUUUUUUAUGAUUUUGUUAAAUAUGACUUAGACAAGUUUAGUUAUAUCCGUUAAGUAAAUAAAUGAGUUGGUUAAAAUUCAAUAACUUUUUAAAAAAUUGUUCUUUAUUUAAAG